AUGGUAGUAUAUCACUCACCAAGCGCGUCGCAUGGUGACUUUAUGACACUUCUGGAAGAUAUAGUAGAGGAGUUAACAAUAAAAGAAGAAUGUAUAGUAAUUGGUGACUUUAAUAUANAUCUUAUGUUAGAUUUCUUUUAUGCAAAGAAGCUGCAAACGACAAUGCUGAGCUUAGGUAUAAAACAAUAUGUUAAUAAACCGACAAGAAUCACGAAAGACAGUCAGACAAUCAUUGAUUUAAUCUUCGCUAAUAAUGAUAGUUUAGAAGUACAGGUAGUUUACGAACCUAAAAUUACGGAUCACGCAUGGCUUCAAGUUAAACUUGGUGCUAAUAGAAGUGAAACUAACUAUAGAGAAUUUAGCGCUAGAAGCUUUAAGGAAUUUGACGUAAGUGAAUUUGCCAGGUUAGUGGCAAAUAAAUUGCAUAACAAACAAGAUAUGGAGGUCAGUAUGAGAGCGACAAAGCUAGUUGACAGCAUAGUAGAAGCGUUAGAUGUAGUAGCGCCGAUAAGAAAGUUUAGAAUUCCGAAAGUGUGGGAAGGGAAAAAAUGGUUCUCAGAUGAAAUAAGAGAAGCAGCUGAUAGAAAGGAUAAAGCAUACAAGAAAGCGAUUUAUGAAAAUAGGGAGCAAAAUUGGUUGCAGUUUAAAACUGAAAGGAAUACAGUUGUACAAUUAAUUAGAGAUAAAAAAAGAGAGUAUUAUAAAAAUAUGAUAGAUCUCAACAAGGAAAACUCUACGACUAUGUGGAAAACCUUGAAAGAAAUAAUUAAAGAUACUUUCAACGGUACAAAUAAAAAAAUUAUUUAUGUUAUCGAGAACAAAGGAAGUAUGGAAAAUUUUGAGAUGAUAGGAGUAGACAAGUUAGAAAAAAUUGUUAUGAGCUUACCAAAAAAGAAAGGUACGAAUAAGGGCAUAACUAGUGAUGUAUUAAAAGCAGCUUUCUGCGUAAUAAAAGAAGAGUUUGCAAAUGUAAUAAAUAGUUCUUUGAGAGUUGGUUGCUGUCCGGAAGGAUGGAAAACUUCGACGAUAGUGCCGAUACCAAAAAUAGAUAAAACGAGAAAAGCGAGUGAAUACAGACCUAUUAAUAUAUUACCAGUAUUUGAGAAAGUGUUAGAAUUAAUAGUAAAAGAACAACUUGAAAUGUAUCUAGAAACAAUUGAGACCAAAACGAAAGUGAUCGGUUCAACCGUUCUUUAA
This is a messenger RNA of Pseudomyrmex gracilis, 1197 nucleotides long. RefSeq lists its product as uncharacterized. Bases 1 to 1197 code for a protein of 398 amino acids. Gene Ontology annotation, molecular function: catalytic activity. The record is from RefSeq and is a predicted model, not a curated record. Lineage: Eukaryota; Metazoa; Arthropoda; Insecta; Hymenoptera; Formicidae. The transcript has 3 exons.